GGCUCACGAGCUCCCCAGCCACACCCCAACUCACAUUCAGGCUGUGCGGAUCCACGAGGGCGAAUGGGGAGCUCAUGGAACCGUCAAAUUCUGGAUCUAAACUCUUGGUACAGUGCACGAACUUGAAUUUUUUGCCGGCGGAUUGAAGCAUGCUCUGUUUUUUUUCUAACACUCUGUUUUUCCAACACUCUGUUUUUCGUUCUGUCAAAAUAAAAAACAGAGGGCAAGCUGGAGGUUUUCAAGGAGAGGGUGGAGCACGACGAUGCGAAGAAAAUGGUGAAGCUGAAUGGGCUGGAAGGGGACGUGAUGAAGCUCUACAAAGUCUACAACAUAAUCUACGAGUGCGUGGCCGGCGGCAAUGGCGACGGGAAGAAGCAGGGGACGGCGAAGCUGACGAUUGAGUAUGAGAAGAGGAUGCCGAGUGUGCCGCCUCCGACCAAGUACGUGAACCUCAUCACCCUCCUCGUCAAGGAGGCGGAUGCAAACCUUGCUAAAACCGCUUGAUUGAUCGAUGAAUCCAACUCGAUCAUCGAUUUCGCGCCCGGUUAAUAACUGCUGCGUGAUCUUCUGUGUAUCCAGUGUAUGUUUGCGAAGAAUCCAUGUUGCAGAAGUAUGUGUACACUGUCGAUCAAGAGUGUGCUUGUUUGUAUGGCUGUUGGUUGUAAGGUGUGUUUAGCCAAAAUAAAAGGGAUGGUGAACAAUGUAACUAAAAUCUCCCUUUAAAA
Molecule: messenger RNA, 725 nt
Organism: Linum trigynum
Lineage: Eukaryota; Viridiplantae; Streptophyta; Magnoliopsida; Malpighiales; Linaceae
Source: the annotation of a GenBank genome assembly